GCGAGGCGGUUUGAAGCCUUGACAGGCCGGGGCGUGCUCUCGCGUGCCAUGGCGGCGCUCGGCGCCUACCGCUGCAUCGAGUGCAACCGGGAGGCGGCGGAGCUGUACAGGGAUUACCAGCGCGGGGUGCUCCGCAUCUCCAUCUGCAAAUCCUGCCAGAAACCUGUGGACAAAUACAUUGAGUAUGAUCCUGUUAUCAUCUUGAUUAAUGCUAUUUUAUGUAAAGCACAAGCAUACAGGCACAUUCUUUUCAAUACAAAGAUAAAUAUUCAUGGUAAGCUCUGCAUAUUUUGUUUGCUCUGUGAAGCUUAUCUCAGGUGGUUGCAACUACAGGAUUCAAGCCAAAAUACAGAUCCUGAUGACUUAAUCAGAUAUGCCAAGGAAUGGGAUUUUUAUAGAAUGUUUGGUAUAGCUUCUUUAGAACAAACUUCAUUUUUGGUUGGCAUUUUUAUUACCUUAUGGUGGAUGAGACCUGAGAUGCUGAAAACAAAGUCUGACUUCAUUUUACUUCUCAAAGCACUACUGUUGUCCAGCUAUGGAAAGCUUUUGCUAAUUCCAGCUGUUAUUUGGGAACAUGACUACACGCCUUUGUGCCUUGCAUUUAUAAAAGUGUUUGUCUUGAUAUCAAACUCUCAGGCAAUUAGAGUUACAUUGAACUUGAACCGAAUGCUCCCUUGGUUGGCCAUCUUCUUUGGAUUAAUUUUGGAAAAUGGCGUGGUUUACUUGUUCCAGAAAAUGGGGUGGGAUGUUUGAAAUGUCAGCCCAGAUCUGAAGAAAUACCAACAACGUGAUGAUCGCUUUCUAAGAAUGAUGUCUGCCAGCAGGUUCCGAAGACACUAUUUUCAUAGUGAUAAAGAAGGUGAUAGGUAACAAAAACUUGCAUUAGUGGUGAGCGUAGACAGUUUUAGGAUGAGUUAAAAUAAGAAACUGUAGAAGUCUGGCUAUUUAAUGUGGCGAGCCAUAAAUCUUCAGCCUUAGCUUGUUUAUUUUCCCAUUAAAAAAUAUGAAUGUGUCACUAUGCGAAUAGCUUUACAAAUCUGGCUGUAACAAAAAAGGUACACUAAAAAAGCUCAUCACUGCUUCCAGUCACUGCAUUUUGGCAGAAAGAGGAGGAUGAAUCGUUCCCUUAAGAGGAAGGAAAAGAGUCAGUGGAAAAAUGUAAAAGCCAAAAUUGAUAUUUCCACAAAAACGGAUUUUCAAAGAGAGAAGUGGACAUAUGCAAGCAUUUUAUUAGAGAAGAGUCAAGUAUUGCAGAGUCAAACUACAGUGGGAAAACUAAGUUGCAUUCUCUGGAAUGCUUGUCUAAUGAUCCAAAAUAAUAAAGUAACAAGUGCUAGAGUAGUCUCUAGGAACUAUAGUUUUAACUGGCUUGAAAUUUUAUGUGAUCUCAUACAUGCUGCUGCUUUGUUCUGAAAGCUGAAAACAGACUGAAGGGGCUCUGAUCCCCAGCAUACAAGGUUGUUUGGAAUACUGCUGCUUCUGCAUUUAACAUUAAGCCACAUCCCCCGCAGCCAGCCCUCAUCUGGCAGCAGGUUUAGUGGAAGCAAACAGUGAAGUAUGAGGCUGCUCAGCAAUACAGUAGUACUUGUUAGGAAAAAAAAAAAGAAAAAAAGCAAAACAAAUCCAAAAAACCAAAACAUGUUUAGGCCUAAAUUAGCGAACAAACAUUUAUAGAAGUUCUGCACCUUUUUCCCCAGCAGGCAAAGAGAGGGCUGGAUGGCCCACAAAGGAACUGGCAGAAUUACUUUUCACAAGACAGUAAUUAGGACACGAACCUCCUUCUUUUGCACAAUUUCCAUUACAUUCCAUCCAAUGUUUAAUUCUCCUGCUUCAGUUCUGGAAGGCUAUGCUAUCUGUAGGUACUACUUCCAUUCUUCAUUUUCCUCAGAUGCAGUCUCAUCUGUGUUUUGCAAAAUGCAUCAAAUAACAUUUUGCAACAUCUUCAAGUUCCAUCUUCAAUUCCAAACAGGUUUAGAGUAAGUCUAGAUUAUGACACAGAAGACAUCAGACGUUUGUCUGAUGCAACUGCCCAUGCCACGGUAAGUUAUUUGGUCAGAAAGGCAAAUGCUUGCUGAUCCUGUUUUAAUAGGUCAGACACUGACACCACUCACGUGCCAUUUGUGUUAAAUUUGACAUCUUUCUGAGCAUGUGAUGGUAUGGCUAGAGAAGGCAAAAACAAAACCCAAAUUGCACCUCUUAAGUACAUGAGACAGUUUAGCACUGCAGCUGCCCGAGCGAGCACAUAGUUGUGAGGGUGUAUGAGGGAUCCACCUCGCUACUGGUGUGAAUCAGUGGCCAGAAAAUUGAGUGUAGGUGUGUAGUCGCUCACUGGCUGAGCAGAAGCUUUGGCAACACAGUACUUAGAACGUGCUUUGCUGUAUAUGAUUAGAUAUGGGGAGAUACUCCACCCCCAAAAGCUUUUUUAAAAACAGUAUGUUGCCAAAGGUGCUUUGAGUAGCGUUCAUCUUCCUCCCCCAACACCAGCACAGAGCGUUGCAACGGAGGCCGCAGGGUGAGUGGGUGCAAAGGGAAAGAGCAGUAGAUCUUUUAGAAAAGCUUCAGGGAUGCUGGUCAGGCGUGCUUUCAUUUUCCUUCUUCACCUUCUGCCUUGAGUUUAAGAGGGAAUGAAGUUGUGCUGCAGCAGAGGGGAUGACAGAAGAAUAUGCACUAGGAAAGUGCUGGUGCCUGCUGAGCCAAAGCCAGUUUGUUAUUGUAGUUGUCAUUUGGCUUUUACCCACCUCUGUGUUCAUCUUGGUAUGACCUUAUUGCAGCCAGUAGUUUCUCACCACUCUGUGUGUCCCUCUUCAGGAAAUGUGUGUCCUUUCUACUGCCAAUUUUAUUUUUCUAAUGAUGUAACAACAGUGCUUUGGUUUGUUCCUCUCAGGUUAGAUUUUUAAUUUUCUUUUUAAAUCUUGUUGUGAUUAUACACAAAAGAUUUUUAUUUUUUUUCAGAAAUUUCUCCCUUGUCUACUCUGGCACUGGUUUCAGUUUAAAGGGUGAGUGAAGCCCAUUUAAGUGUGACUAAUGCAAGGGGAAGAUUUUGGCGUUACAUGUAAUAUAGAUAUUACCUAGUCAGCAGUAAAAUUGUAAAUACAAUGUAUGUAAAUUUUGUUUGGGAACAGUUUUCUUAAAUUAAAGUUUAUUUUUAAUUUAAAAAAAAAUUGAUUUCUGGACAUUUUAUGAGUUUUAUUCAGAAGGCUUAGAAUGGACAUGAACAUAUCCCGAAAGUAGAAAUGCUUGUCUGUCUCAUGUCUGCCAAUAACAUAUCAGUUAUGCACUCUGUAAUGCUAGCAGGAGCCACCACUGUCCUUGUGCAACUGAGGAUGGAGAAGAAAAUGAAGAGCUACAGAGCUGUGGAACGAAAGCAGAUGUUGUACAGGUUGUCAGUCUUCAGAGGCAUCGUUAUUGUCUAGUACUGUAGGACAUUGCCUUGUGUGGUUUUAUGGCUAUUCAUUUACCAGAACUAACAUGACAAAUACACUAAUAUUUCAUAAAUCAUGAGGAACUUUAGGAUGCCCUCUGUGUGUGUGUAGGUCUGUGUGCAUUUUUUUUUGCCUUUGGAAAAGGAUUCCAUAUGGUGCUUGAGAGAACCAAGACUAUUUUUAAGGUCGUGCCUGUUCAAAAACAAGUCUUGCUUUUAUUCUUUUUUGUCUUUUGAGCUCCUCUUCUUUCAUAAACUCUUUGUAAUGAAAUAGUCAUUGAUGUAUGACAAAUAGCCUGCCCUUUCUAUAUAUCUUCAGUUGCUUCCUUAACUUAUGGGAAAGGCUUGACUUGAGUUAAAAAUAUAACAGCCUGCAAAUAAACCCAUGUAAACUCUUUGAGUUUUGCUUGGAAUCAAAAGGGUUAUCACGGCCUAUGAGAAGUUCAUGGGCCUACGGAGCAAAUUCUAGAAUCCUGUUGGAUGAAAUGCACAGAAGAACCAGUGAUGUUAUUCAGACUCGGGUUGAGCAACUGUUCAGUGAUUGCACAGUGGGAGCUGGGAACUUCAACUGGGACCAUAGGUCAGGUAACAAGUAUUUAGAAAUUACUCUAUAUAAAAUUGGAGAAUUAGCAUAUAAGCUAGGAAGGGCUUAAAAGAAUGUAGGCGUCAGGCAGACUUCUACAAAAUUAAGAGUUGAGAAGACUAAGGGGAUAGAAUCUCAAGAAAAAUUCGUAUUUAAGAAGAGAUGCAGUAUAGAUGAGUGUAUGAUUAAGCAAAUAUAUGAACAUCCUACUCCUAAAUUUUUGAAGGAUGAACGUGAAAGACGACUAUUAUUUAUUGUAGACAUUUUUGUAAUAGUCUAAGUGGUAAUAUGAAAUGGCAAAGGAUGUCUUCCAAAGAGUAAAGUCUAUGGGUUUCCUUAAGAAAGUCACUCAUUACUUCAAUGGUUUGCACUCUAUCCUUGAAAAUACACUUUUAUGAGAAGAAUUACCAAUUGCAGAGAGAUAGAUUUAAUCCCUGUGAAUAGAAAGAGCUGUGCAACUGCAGAUCUUCCUCCUUCAUUCUGCAGUAGUGGCUGGUGGAAGCAAGUGCUACUACCCUCAUGACCUCGUGCAAGCACAGACAAGCGAGUCCUUUCUUCCACAAGUCGUGUCUCAGGCAUAUAAACUGCUGUUUGUUAGCCCAGUCUUCACCGAACUGAAAGUAAAAUAGGACAUCUGCACUGGAAAGCUAUUAGCUGCUGAUUUCUCAUAGAACAAGAAAGCCAUUGUUUUUCAGGAGCCUGCAUGCUUUUGCAAUCCAUCAGCUCUCCCCCAGUUGGGUAGCGUUAAGCACCACAGUGCCAUCUGGAGUUGAAAAGUAAAGCACUAUUGUUUCCAAAACUGGAAGGAACAUAAAAGCACCGUGAGUGUGUAUUCUUUGAUUAAUUUUUGCUUUGUAAAAUCACAAACUCGAGCUUUUAAAAUUACCAUUCAUUUUCAGUUUGGAGAAGUGUUAGAGUGAAGUUAGUGGUGAAAAACAGGUCACAAAAUACUUGUUUUGGUGACUUGGGAUCAAAGUCAAUUCAAUAUAUGCACCAUGAAAGCUAUAAAAUGCAAAUUAUUUUAGUACAGCAUCUCUUUGUUUAAGACAUAAACAGUCCUGCAAGACGGGAUUAUUCUGAGUAGCCUUGGUGAGCUCAGAGAAAAUCCAUGGUGCAAAAGAUACAGUGAAUGCAUUCAUUCCUCUACUGCUAAAAAUCAAUAGGAAUUUUGUGGCUGAAUUAAUUUGAAAGCCAGGUUGCUGCAGUGAGAAUUUGCAGGAAGGUGUAUAUAACAAGAUUCCUGUUUUCUCUCCUGCCUCUUAUAAUGCUGUUCUGACCUUCUUAGUCUUUCCAAUAAUGCUGACUGUAUUACUGAGGUGGCUAGAAAGAAGAUCUGAACACGAGGAGCUUUGUAAAAUCUUUUUUCCUAAACAUGAUCUGCUGUCCUAAAUUUGCAAAGCUCUUUAGAGCCCUGUAUAAAUAAAUGGCAGGUCUGCAAAGCAGCUGGAAAUACUGACGAUGAUGUUUUAAUUGCUGUUCAUUCGGAUAACAGGUGCUGUUUGGGUUUGUUUGGGGUUUUUUUCCUGGGUAAAAAUGUGGUUUAAAUUCUUUUACAUAGUAGGAUAAGAGUGUGAACUCAUACAGUUUGUACACGUGCUGGCUGCUGCAGAAAUAAAUACAGCUAACCCCCAUAACUUCUUAUAAUCUCUAACUGUAAUUCUGAGUACACUUUUGGGCAAAAGAACUGUUGUCCAUAAGCUGCACAGAAGUGCCUGACAUAGCUAUCUGAGCAGAGGAGUGGGGACCUGAAUUAGGACCUGAAUCCUAAUCCUGGCUCUAAGACCAACUACUGCUGUGACCUUGAGCAAGUCAUAUAUGUGGCUCCAUAAAAUGAUUGUACCUCCACCUUCACAGGAGGAUUAAUUUGGUCAUGUCUGGUUAAAAAGAUGAAAAGCAUUAAGUCCUCUCAGCUGCCGGUUGUUGGGAGUCAGUCAACACCAUGAUACUGAAAUAGACAUGCCAGGGGCCAGAGGAUGUGAAUAUUGAAGGUGACAUGUUUAAAGAAGUCUUUGUUGUUAUGUUAAGGGAAGAUUCAAUUCUCACCCUUGCUGGCAUACCGUUCUAUUAACAGACAUAUCUGAAGACUUUUAGAUGUAAAUCGUAAAUCCCUUAUUGUGACUUUUAAGUUACUGCAGCUGCUGCGUGCCUAAAUAAAUAUGAAAUUAGUUAAAAAACUGGGAGGAGAGGGAGCUAGCACAUAAACUGAUCUUACUUUCAGCUAUCUGAAAGGAAAAUUAAGGUAUUUUAUGUGACAGUUUGAGGCUUUGAGCUAGAUGCUUUUGCGUAAAAAUUAUUUUAAAAAAAUAAAUUACAAACUGUCAGUAUCUUUGCAGUAAUGAACCCAGUAACAUUGCACAAAUUGAAACAAGAAAACAAAAUCCCAACAACACAGAAGCGCUUUUACUCACCUUGCAUUCCCUUCUUAGAACUGCUAAUUCACUCUGUAAGCAUCCGUGGGUGUUAAGUUUAUAGCGAUUCCCAGCCACGCAUGCUGUAGCCCAUCCAAUGCUGUCAUACAUGCAGCGCUCCUAAACUUUGAUCCCUUCUUUGGUGUCUCACUUCACUUCCAGUAUAAUGCUUUAGUUCUAACCUUCAAAGCCACUAAUGUAUCAUGUCUUGGCUACAGCAAAGACAGCAUCUCUUUCUCUCAGUAGGACUACAGUGUUCUUUUGAUGGCCAGAAAUCAAAAGUAAUCAAAAGUCAUCAGGAGUGUAAUAAUAACUAGGAAUAAAACAUUCUCCAUUGAGAGCACAAAAGAAAGCGCCACAUACCAGCACCAGGAAAAAUGGCUUGGACUUUGCAGAAUAGGGAGCGAAAGUGAAUGUAUCACUGCGAGCAUACUCCUUAUCGAUUUUUUUCAACAGGAAUCUUUGUUUCCCGAUGAGGACAUUUCUCCUACUUAUGAGCAUGGAAAUGGCAGAUGGGUUGCACAGCAAGGAAAACACAAUCCAUCUCUUAUUCUGUCCUGGCAGAGAGCAAAUUGAAAAUAAGACAGUGCUGAUUAGCAAAGAAUUUUUUCAGGAAGGGUCGACAUAUUAUGCAAAACCUUUCCUUUAGAAAAGCAAAUUAACUUUGCUGUGGAUGAACACAAUGGUUGCAAGCUUCCAAUUCCCUGCUACCCCCUGCAACAUGAAAAUCCAUCAGACAGACUCCUCGACUGUAGGACUGCAAAGCAUUUAAGACUUUUAAAUAAAUACGGCAGCCUGUACCUAUUCGGGUCUACUUCAGGCUUCCGAUUUGUAGGCCCUUUGGAGAAAGGCCAGUGAAGAGUUACCCAUGGUAGAUUGUCUUCCAAACAGCUGUACUCCCAGUUUUCCAUCUCUGAGCAGCAGGAGCCCGACUGUCCUCGUUUCCUUGAAAACCUGGCUUUUCCUGCACCAGCUCAGUACUGGCUAAGCUGGCUGCGCGGGACUGAAAGAGUUGUGCGGUAUUCACUGGAUACACUCAGCACACAAGAAAACCACAAGAAGCUAGCAUGAAGACCUUCCUUUGGCAUUGCUGAACUAUCCUAUCACCUGCUUUUUCUGAAGAAAGACGACGGAGGGGGUGGGGAAGUAUCACACACCACAACGCCAUCUCAACUCAGAAAAAUAGGAUACAGCAUCUUUCAGGGCCAACACAUAACACUUUGUGAGGUCAUGAAACCAAGACACAGUGUCCCAUACAGACUGAACAUGAGGACUUUAGGACAUGACGCGGAAUGCUGCGCUAGCUGCCAGAAGGUUAUAGACAAGCCUUUCCACCACCUCGGAUCUAUGCUGCUUUUCUUACCCAUCUCCAUUUUCCUCUCUAAAGAACAUGACAACUUUCUCUCCCCUCGUUGUUUAAGCAUGCACUCCGCGGGAAACAUAUGCUACUCUUCCUUCUCUCUAUUCUGUAAGAGGAAACCAGUGCUUGUACAAAUCUCCUUCUGCAAAAAUUUGUCAAACAAAAACAAACCAACCAAACAAGACUGGAGGAGGCAAAAUAAAAGAGAGGUAUUUGUACCAUAUCCUGACCCUCCACCUAGCCCUGCUGAAGUAAUUUCUUCAGACUUGUUAAGCUAAUGACUGUUUACCUACCCAAGAAUAAAGUCAGAACAUCAACCUUUGGAGGUGGUAGUCGAUGAAGUUUGGCUUGCCCCACCUACACAAACUGCUCGCCUCAGGUAAGAAAGGAUGCUGUGAAGCUGGACUUAACGCUAUGAUGUGCGAACAUGAGACCCACCAGGCAGGCUUGCAUCAGAGAUAAAUGUUUGAAGGACAAGACUGUGGUGAAGAACUGCUCAAAGAUUGAUUAGGAGUGAGUUGAGCCAGAAAACUCAGCCUGGAGACAGAUGACUGUUUCUUCAUCUCCUGAGGAAUGCAGGAGCAUUUUCACCAGCAGAUCUCCUGUUGCAGUUCUGUAAAGCACUUCAGCUCUUUCUGUAAAGAUCAGUUCUAUGCCAAGACCAAUCUCCAAGACAGAAAAUUGCUCUGCAGAACUACCUUCACAGGCCUUAACACCAAAUAGUUACAUUUAGUAUCUUAUUUUUCUGUAGCUGCCACUAGCGUCAAACAAUCAAACAAGAACAUUAAGUCUAUUGAGAAAAAUGCAGCCUCUGGCUCUUCACAACUUUCAAGAACGAUCCCCAAGGUAGCAAAAGCCUGAAGAAAUGUCCAAGCCUGCUAGCACAAGCAUAUAGUUUUUAAUCCCAGCCAAUCUGCAUUUGACUCUAGAGUUUUAUCAUAGCAGCUACAAGACAACCUAUAAUGCACAGUCCCACGCGAUCAACUCUUCCUCAGGAUCACAGUUCCAAAGUGAGCUCUCCUCUCCUCCCUCCUCUCCAAAGCAUCUAAAUCCAUCACUUUCUCAUCUUUAGAAACUUACAUACAUAGUACCUU
Molecule: messenger RNA, 8866 nt
Organism: Chroicocephalus ridibundus (black-headed gull)
Lineage: Eukaryota; Metazoa; Chordata; Aves; Charadriiformes; Laridae
Gene: ARV1
Product: ARV1 homolog, fatty acid homeostasis modulator
Exons: 8
Coding region: 49-753 (234 amino acids)
Biological process (GO): sphingolipid metabolic process; regulation of plasma membrane sterol distribution; intracellular sterol transport
Cellular component (GO): Golgi apparatus; cortical endoplasmic reticulum
Source: RefSeq, a predicted model, not a curated record